AUGAAUGUAUUUGUUUUAACUUUUUUUAUUUGCAUUAUUUAUUUAUUAUUCGAUUUGAUUAAAAAAAAUAAAAAAUUAAAAGAUGAACCACCAACACCAAAAUUAGCAUUACCAUUAAUAGGACAUUUAUAUUUAUUAGGUGAUAGACCAAAUAGAUCAUUUUUAGAAUUAUCAAAACGAUACGGUGGAAUUUUUAAGAUUUGGAUGGGAGAAUAUCCAACAGUUGUUUUGACUGAUCCUGAUCAUGUUAAUGAAGUAUGGUGUAAACAAUUUCUAAAUUUUACAAAUAGACCACACUUUAAUAGUUUAGAUCAAUUCUCAUCAGGUUUUAGAAAUUUAUCAUUUAGUGAUUAUCCACUUUGGUCAGAACUUAGAAAAUUAGUUUCUUCAUCCUUCACAAAAUCAAAAGUUAAAGGAAUUUCAAACUUAUUAGAAACUCAAACAAAUUAUUUAAUUAAUACAAUGAAUAAUUAUUCAAUUAAUAAUAAACCUUUUAAUCCAAAGAAAUAUAUUCAUAAAUUAACAUUAAAUGUAGUUUGUAUGAUUGCAUUUAGUAAAGAGAUAAAGAAUGAUGAGGAUGUUAAUGAGGGUGAUAUGGCAAGAUUGACAAAACCAAAAGAGAUGAUAUUAAAACAUUUAGGGUCAAGUAAUUUUUGUGAUUUCGUUCCAUUGGUUAGACCAUUAUUUUAUUUAAAGAAUAAAAGAUUCGAUCAAACAUUAAAGCAAGUUAGAGAGUAUAUUAAAGAGAUUUAUGAUGACCAUCUAUUGAAUUUAGAUUUAAAUAGUCCUCCAAAAGAUAUAAUGGAUCUAUUGAUAAUGUCAACUAAUGAUUCUAAAGAGGAUAUAAUCAUUCAAACUUGUAUUGAUUUUUUAAUUGCUGGUAGUGAUACUGUUGGUGUUACAAUUGAAUGGUUUUUAGUUUAUAUAUCAAAUAAUCCAAUAAUUCAAGAAAAAUGUUUUAAUGAAUUAUUUAAUGCUUUUAGUAAUUCUAAUAAUACUGAUAAUAAUAAUAAUAAUUCAACAAUAACAACAGCAAUAGGAUUUGGUGACGAAUAUUCAAGUAAAACACCAUUUUUAAAUGCAUGCAUUAAAGAAGUUUUAAGAAUUAAACCAGUUACAUCAUUAGGUUUACCACGUAUUGCAAAUGAUGAUACUUUUGUAAAUGGUUAUAGAAUUCCAAAAGGAACUCAAAUCAUUGAAAAUAUUUAUGGUCUUUCAAAUUCUGAUCAAUUAAUAGAUGAUCCUACAACUUUUAAUCCUUAUCGUUGGUUGGAAUAUCAAAAAUUAAAAUCAUUUCAAAAUGAUUUAAAACAACAACAACAACAACAACAACAACAACAACAACAACAACAACAACUACAACUACAACAAGAACAACAAGAACAAGAACAACAAAAAAUUAAUUUAGAAUUUAAUAAUAAUAAUAAUAAUAAUAAUAAUAAUAAUAAUAAUAAUAGUAAUAAUAAACAUAAAUAUUAUAAUGAUUUAGAUAAAAUUUCAAUUCCAUUUUCAACUGGUAGAAGGGGAUGUGUUGGUGUACAAUUAGGUGAAGCAGAGUUAUAUAUCGUUUGUGCAAAUUUAGUUUAUAAUUUCAAAAUUGAAUCAUGGGAUGGUAAAAAAAUAAAUGAAUUGGAAGAUUUUGGUAUUAUUAUUCACCCUUCUUCUCAUAAUUUAAAAAUUACAAAAAGAAAUAAUAAAUAA
Messenger RNA from Dictyostelium discoideum AX4, 1701 nucleotides. It is a transcript of the gene CYP519D1, whose product is annotated as cytochrome P450 family protein. Bases 1 to 1701 code for a protein of 566 amino acids. The record is from RefSeq and is a predicted model, not a curated record. NCBI's taxonomy places the organism in Eukaryota, Evosea, Eumycetozoa, Dictyosteliales, Dictyosteliaceae. The transcript has 3 exons.